Larimichthys crocea (large yellow croaker) is the source of this 4350-nucleotide messenger RNA. Its product is annotated as sperm-associated antigen 1. Gene Ontology annotation, molecular function: protein binding. The transcript has 19 exons. The record is from RefSeq and is a predicted model, not a curated record. Lineage: Eukaryota; Metazoa; Chordata; Actinopteri; Sciaenidae. The coding region runs from base 114 to 2960 and encodes 948 amino acids. Gene Ontology annotation, cellular component: cytosol.
AGCCCACUGUUGACUGUGUGACGUGUUUCCGUUUUGGCGUCCCGCUUACUUCCGUGUGUGGUUACCGUAGUAACAGACUCCGCUUUGCAGCUAGGAGCCCAACAAUAGCAGGCAUGAGUGCAGAUGCAUUUUUCUCUCUUCAAAACCAGUCCACCACCGCUGACUACAGUGGGAAGGUCCCAGUGGAGCACCUGGACUAUGAUUACAUAAAAAAAUGCAAAGAUGUCAAAUACCUGGAGAAAAUCUUAAAAGUACUGAGGUCUGGAGAUGAGGGCAUCUAUCCUCAUCUGAUCAAGUUCUGUGAGAGUCACUUGGAAACCCUCGACCCUCGGAGCCGAGCUCUGAGGAAAGACAACCCUGUGGCCACCGCAGCCAGCCUCUCUAAAGACGAGUGGAGCCAAAUUUUUGAUGGGUUGAAGAUGUGGCAAGAAGAAACUAAAAAGACUGAGACUUCACUAAAACAGCAGUCAAUGUUUGAUGAUCCAGUGAAAGAAAAUAUGCCGCCUAUAAGAGGUUCAAAUUGCUCAGUUCCAUUUAGUCAGACUUCAGUCCCAAAAGAAAAGAGGAAUUCUUCAAAACACACUCUCCCACGUGAUUAUCGGGAAUGGGACAAGUUUGAUGUGGAAAAAGAAUGCGAAAGAAUCGACAGAAAUGUGGUUGAAAAUGAUCCACCUGUCAUUAUAAACACAGGACACCCCAAAAUCAAGACUAAAGUGGACACAUCAUUGCUGACACAACAAGAGAAACUCCUUCUGGCAAAUCGUGAAAAGGACAAAGGCAAUGAAGCUUUCAGAGCAAACGAUUAUGAGGAGGCAGUUGCAUACUAUUCCAGAAGCCUUUCCAUUAUACCAACUGUGGCUGCAUACAACAACAGAGCCCAGGGAGAGAUCAAGCUCAAGCAGUGGCACAGUGCCAUGACAGACUGCCAGAGGGUACUCGAGCUGGAACCAGGGAAUAUGAAAGCCCUGCUACGUCGUGCUACUGUUUAUCAUCACAUGGGUAACUUCCAAAUGGCUGCUGAAGACCUGAGGAUGGUGCUUAGGGAAGAGCCGCAGAAUGCUGCAGCCACUCAACUUCUGUCUGAAACUGAGAAGAAGAUGAUGGAACGUCAUCCAGAGAAGCAACGCAAAGGCAAAAAAAUCCUCAUUCAAGAAAUAGAAGAGAAAGAUGACCACAGCAACAAUGAGACUAAAGCAGAACAGACUGCUUGUCCGGUUGAACCUAGCCAGCCUGUGGGAGGGGAGGAGAGCUCAGCUGCUCCUGCCGAAAGGGGAGACAUGGGUAACGCUCAAAAAAAGCCCCACGGCAGAGGGGAUGGGGGUCCACACAGUGAGUUCAACAACUCCCACCACGGACACUGGAAGAGCAAAGGAGGCAGCUCUGACAAGUACAAAGUCACGCAGGAGUCCAAGGAAAAGGUAACCAAUGGUACAAGCAAGAGGGGCUCGACAGCUUCAGUACAGGCUGAUCAGAGCGGCAGCGGUAAGGGGACUUCGGUUGGAGGAAACGCAGGGGAAACUGUCAACCUUGAUGCUCCAUGUGGAGCCCUGCCCCCACCACUGGCCCGGCUAAAGAAUGAAGGAAACCUGCUGUUUAAAAACGGACAGUUUGCUGAUGCACUGGAGAAAUACUCACAAGCCAUUCAAGGCUGCACAGAUUCAGGGAUUGAUAGCCCAGAGGAUGUAUGUAUUCUGUACUCUAACAGAGCAGCUUGCUACCUGAAAGAUGGCAACAGUCAAGACUGCAUACAGGACUGCACAAAAGCCCUGGAGCUGCAGCCAUUCUCCCUCAAGCCCCUCCUGCGCCGGGCCAUGGCUUAUGAGUCCCUGGAGCGCUACCGCAAGGCCUACGUGGAUUAUAAGACUGUCCUGCAGAUAGACAUCAGUGUGCAGGCAGCACACGACAGCGUCAACAGGAUCACCCGGGUGCUGAUCGAGCAGGACGGCACGGAGUGGAGAGAGAAACUUCCGGACAUUCCCCUGGUGCCUCUGUCAGCUCAGCAGCACCGCAGAGAGCAGCCACCCAGCGCAGAGGUCCUACAGGCUCGAGCAGAGAAGGCAGCCAGGGAUGCAGAAAGGAAAGCAGAAGUUCGUUUUGCAAGUUUGAAGCAAGAAGGGAACGAUUUUGUGAAGAAGGGCCAAUACCAGGAUGCACUGGGGAAGUACAGUGAAUGCCUUAAGCUAAAACCAGAAGAGUGUCCUAUCUACACCAACAGAGCCCUGUGCUACUUGAAGGUGGAGAGGUUUAGUGAGGCCAAGCAGGACUGUGAUGCAGCACUGAAACUGGAGCCAACCAAUAAGAAGGCCUUCUACAGACGAGCCCUGGCCAAUAAAGGCCUCAAGGACUACCUGGCGUGCAGCUCUGACCUGCAGGAGGUACUGCAGCUGGAUCCUAAUGUGCAGGAGGCUGAGAAGGAGCUGGAGGAGGUCACAGUGCUGCUCAGACAGAGUCUGGUCAAUGCCAACGCUCCUGCAGCCAAACCCAGGAAGACUGUCCCCAUCACAGAGGUUGAGGGUGAAGAGGAAACGGCAGCCGUCCCUAACUCAGACAGCAGCGGCAGGGGAGAGGACGUCUCCAUCAACCUCCAGCCGGCCGGCACCUACGAGUUCGGUCAGGCUCUCAACGCAGCUCGCUGCAGCGGAAACAUGGCGGCUUGCGCUGAGCUGCUGGCCUCCACAAAACCGGAGAUGCUCCCCCAGCUCCUGAGCACACAGCUGGAUGGACACAGCAUCAGUGUCAUUAUGCAGGCGUUGGACUCACACCUCCUGGAGAAAGACCCCAACCUGGUGUACCAACACCUCAACCAUCUGCACACUGCUGACAGGUUCUCGGUUGUACUGAUGCUGCUGGAGAAGGACGAGCGUCGCCACAUGACUCAGCUGUUUGAGCAUCUGUCGGCUGUGGAGAGCAUGGAGUUCACUAGGAAUGAUGUUCAGAAUCUGGCCAACAAAUACAUCUGACCCUCCUCUCCCCCCCUUUGCUCUCUGCUGCAUGAGCUGCUGCACCACUACAACUCUUGGAUCUAUGCAAAACACUGCACAAGAAACUGAGUACACAAACAGACAGGAAGUUGCAGAAUGUGCCCCAGAGCAACACAAUGGAACUGAGUCGCAUUUACUCCACUGCUGUAAACGAUCUGUAUCUCACUGUAUGUUUGAGUGACAGUAUAAUGAAUAUAUUUUUCUCUCCAGAACAUUUUGCUAUGCAGAUUUACUUUUGUACCACCACUAACCAUUUGCAUUGUAAAACGGGCAGGCAGUUCCAUACUUUGGACCUUUUGAUGUAUUGAUAAACAGGGUCCAAUGUACACUGUUACACAAGGCUACAGGCAGGUUUGCUCAGGACAGAGCUAAGCUUCAGUUGUCCAGGUCCUUGAACACUGUCAGUCUUUUGAUAUCAGUCAUUUGAUAAAUGAGCUUCUGUUCGAAACCAGCUGAGAUCAGAAUGAAUAUUACCUAAAAAGGAACAUGUGAGGUCAUUUGCUGCUGAGCUAAUUAAACUGUUCCUCCUAAAUUAACAGUUUUAUUAUGACCAUAUGUACUGUAUUAUCUCUUUGGAAGAGGUUUGCAUGAUAUCUUAUUGCUGUUCGUUGCAGUAUGAUGACAGUAUCUGUUGAACUGAUAUCUACUGACUGAUGUUUUAGGAGAAAAUACAAUUUGUAACCAUACAUGACUCAGAUGCUCUUUUUAUUAUUCAGCUAUGCAAUUUUAACAGAUUAGCACAUCUGAGUUCUAAAAUCACUCUUAACAGGCCGGUGUCUUUUCCAUAAGUCACCCAACCUAUUUGUUUUCCAAAUUAGCCUGCCAGCCGAUGUGUACUCGCACACUGGAGAGAAGCAGCAUCUUUGAGAUGUGUGCCUUGGAUUUCAGACUAGGGCUCGACUUACAUUUUGGUGAGUGUGCAGAUACUCCUAAAGAGGGAGUGUAUUUAUGUCAUUCCGUAGUUUUAUCAACAAUAAAUGGUUUGGAUUUAUUCAGAAAUCAUAUAUAUAUAUAUAUCCACUUAGCUACAUGCACAUAAUGUUGUUUAUUUGCUAAUUUAAAAACCUGUCAUUGUUGAGUGUUUACGUAUUGAAAAUAUUCCAUUCUUCCAAAAAAUCGUAGACUGCCUGAAUCCAAACCAUUCUGUGUUUUCAAGUGUUUUAUCAGCUCUACAUGAAUGUACCAAAUUUAGUUCAAGUUGGGGGGCAAGAGGCAAUAAUUUCACAGUUCCUCUUCACUGUGGUUUUAAUAUUGUUUCAGUAGAGAUGUACAAUAUUCACAGAGGGCUCUUCAAAAACCUGAAAAAAUGUAAAGGUUUUCUUCUCUGUGCUAAGAUGAAAUGAAAUAGUUAAAUAAAAUAAAAAUGGAA